AUGCUUCCUGCUACGCCUAGGAAGUUGAACCAGGAGCUGGCAAAUGCGACCACGUCGUCCGCAGUCCUACGAGUCAUUGGUUCGCAUCUGCCCGAGUUCGACGCGAUCAAUGUUGUCACAGCUCUCCACAAGCUGGCCAGGAGACAGGCCGCGGCUCUUCGCACUGCCCCCCGGCGGUCGCGCGCUCGCUGUGCGACCGGCUGCUGGGGCUCUGCGGCGGCGCCGCGCGCCUGCAGGCGAGGCAGCUGGCGUCCUCCGUGUGGGCGCUGGCGACACUCAGGACCCAGCCUUUCUGCGCCCCGCGCAUUGGCCGACGGAGCUUUGUUGCGAGCCGUGGACUUCAACCCACAGGACUGCGCGAACACCCUCUGGGCCGUGGCCGCCGCCCGGGCGGAGCACCCCGCGCUCGUCCAGGCCCUCUGCGCGACGGCCGCGGCGAAGCUGCGGCGCUUCCGGCCGCAGGAGUGCGCCAACGCCGUCUGGGCGGUCGCAGCGCUCCGGGCACAGGAGAGCCGCAGUUCUCGCAGCGGGCCUUCGGGGCGCUCUGCGGAGGCGCCCCGCAGCUGA
Prorocentrum cordatum is the source of this 567-nucleotide messenger RNA. The record is from the annotation of a GenBank genome assembly. Lineage: Eukaryota; Dinophyceae; Prorocentrales; Prorocentraceae.